This is a messenger RNA of Fraxinus pennsylvanica, 744 nucleotides long. The record is from the annotation of a GenBank genome assembly. NCBI's taxonomy places the organism in Eukaryota, Viridiplantae, Streptophyta, Magnoliopsida, Lamiales, Oleaceae.
AUGGCGACAGAACAGUAUUUCCAAGGGGCAGCAAUAGAAAGUGAUGGAUCUUCCUUGGCGAAACGGAAAUCCUUAUCCUCUUCAGUCGAUGAGUCUCCUUCUUGUGAUUUUGAAUGUAACAUCUGUCUGGACCUUGUGAAAGACCCCGUGGUUACAUUCUGUGGCCACCUCUAUUGCUGGCCGUGUAUAUACCGAUGGAUUACUUUCCCGUUAGAAAACCCGGAUCAAAAGCAUCCACAGUGUCCUGUCUGCAAAACAGAGGUGUCGGAGAAAACCUUAAUCCCACUCUACGGCCGUGGCCAAACUACAAAUCCCUCCAACGACAAGGUUUCAGAGCUUGGUAAACUCAUACCAAAAAGGCCUCUCAGUCCUGGAUUUGGCGGUGAUGCACUAAUACCGACAGCAAACUCGGGUCAUUCACCCCAACUUCAUCAACGAAGUUAUGUACAAUCGUCUCAGCCAUAUUACACUUACUCUGGCAACUAUAUGGGUUCAUCCAUGCUCGGCAUUGGCGGGACAGCAACAAAUUUGAUUGAUCCAAUGAUCAAGAUGUUUGGUGAAAUGGUUUGUGCAAGGAUUUUUGGGAAUUCAGAGGCAACUCUUUAUACAUAUCCAAACUCGUAUCGUCUAGUGGGUAGUAGCAGUCCUAGGUUAAGAAGGCAUAUGAUGCAGAUUGAAAGAUCACUCAGUAGAGUUUGUUUCUUCCUAUUGUGUUGUGUAAUCUUGUGUCUUCUCUCGUUCUGA